AUGCGUGUCAACUAUUUUUGGCAUUAAUGUUGACAUUCGUGCCUCUCUAUCAAGGAGAUUGUUUUCAGAAACAGCUCUAUUGUAGCAGUAUAUUCAUGAUAGAUAGGAAAAGCUAUGCUCAUAACUUAUAACAGUUGCUGGACAGGAUCAGGCAUUUCUUGAAUACUAUACGUAAGAAUCAUUACAAAGAAGAUCGGAUUGUUCUCAAAAGGGAAGUGAUAGCUAAACAAUAUGAUAAUGAGAGAUCAAGCAAGACUUCAAGCAGCAUCCUCUUUAGAGAUAACUCUUCAUUAAUCAAGCAGUUUAACCAUAACAAGUUUCACUUUGGAAAAGUCAACCAGACAUUCUUUUGAACCUCAAUCAUAAAAGCUAUUAUUAGACGUCUUUAACAUUACCGUUGGUUUUAUCUGAUAAUUUGGCUUGGUGGGUUUACUUUCAGUUCCUAUGUAACUGUUUAGUGAGUGAAGCCCGCUAUAAACCUUUUUGAUCUGUGGGUAUUGUUUUGACCUUGACGUCACAUGUUACGAAAGCACAUUCAAUAACACUCAUAAUAAGAAGAAUAAACAUUCAAAUAUUUCAGUACUUUCGUGUGGACCACGACUAGUGAGGGAUAAAAUAGUAAUGGUUCAAGAUUUAGAAGCUUAUUAAAAAUUGGUUGGAGGUAUAUCUUGCUCAAGUAUCACAUAGCCCUUUCUUUCCGGUUUCCUUGUUCCAUGACAGUGGGCAUGCACCAAAUAUCAUGUCAUAUUACAAGUACCUGUCAUAUUACUAAGGAUGUCUAGUUGUAAUUGUAAACCAGUUUCAGUUGUGAUUUUGAUGUUCGCACCACCAACUAUACAGAAAUUAUUCCCGGAUAUUUCGCGUACAAUCAUUGUCCCAAUUCAUUGUUAUAGAAACCAAUUGAUAGAAUGCAACACUAGUGCAGUUUUUUAUCAUAUUCGUGUCGUAGGUUAUUGAUGCAGAAGAAAUUUGGUGUUUAUUCGGAUCAUGCUACUCGAAAAUGGACAUUCCACAUAAGGAUUGUUGCUAACCUAACAAGUUUGUUGCCUCCUUGAGCAAGCGUAGAAAUGUUAUUCCAUUAAAUCAGGCAUAGCAUUCCUUCAUUGAUCAUGGUACUUGGUUCCAAUUACCAUGAUUCAGAUAUCUAAUGUCUGCGACUCGUGCAGAAUCCUUUUGUGCAAUUGUACAUGAAUUCAUUUUGACAGAAAUGACGACCAUGUGUUUCUGUUAACAUUAAAGUUUGCAUGAAAGGUCCUGUGCCCAAGGUCCUGUGCCCUACUUUGCAUGAAAGGGAUGUUAAGUUUCAUGCAUAUUAGGUUCAGGCAUUUGUUUAUAUAAUCUCACUAAAGGAGCCAUUUGCAUUGUGGCUGUGCUGACUGUUAACAUUAUGUUGUUUGGUUCUAGUUCAUAAUGAUCAAAGUCAAAUCGCGUGUCUAUAUAAUGAAGCAACUCCAUAGAGAGGUGCGUGGGGAGUCUUGACUAGUUCGAAACAGCGAAUUAAGAAAAGAUGUUCAACGGACCAGAAAGACUCGGCAUAGGAACUUAUUCCCACCUACGUGGUUGGUAAGCGAAACCCACCUCAACCAGAUCUACCGAAAAAAGCAGGGUGCCCCAUUGAAAGAAUUAACACGCCAAAAUGGCCACUCCCCAAAAAAGGGAGAGAUCCGCUGCUUAUUUUUUUGGAACGUACCAGUUGUGUCCGAAAUAGUGUAACUAAGGAGUUUCCGGGGAUUUCCAGAUAUAUGACUCAAAAGAAUCGACACAAUACACCUAGUUUUAAUCUGACAAGUUUUCUUGCUAUUUUUACUCAUAAGAUUUUCAUUCAUAAUAUUUGUACUGAUUUUCCUUACCUAAGUUAUACAGUUUCAAAAACUAAAUCUGUUUUUCAUUGA
Messenger RNA from Spirodela intermedia, 1892 nucleotides. The record is from the annotation of a GenBank genome assembly. Lineage: Eukaryota; Viridiplantae; Streptophyta; Magnoliopsida; Alismatales; Araceae.